This is a messenger RNA of Drosophila obscura, 1080 nucleotides long. It is a transcript of the gene Lsm11, whose product is annotated as U7 snRNA-associated Sm-like protein LSm11. Gene Ontology annotation, molecular function: U7 snRNA binding. Gene Ontology annotation, cellular component: U7 snRNP. The record is from RefSeq and is a predicted model, not a curated record. Lineage: Eukaryota; Metazoa; Arthropoda; Insecta; Diptera; Drosophilidae. The transcript has a single exon. Gene Ontology annotation, biological process: mRNA 3'-end processing by stem-loop binding and cleavage. Bases 278 to 1051 code for a protein of 257 amino acids.
GAAAGCUUCUUUGUGUAGAUCAUGUCGAAGGCUUUAUUAACUUCAACUCAGUGUUCUUAUUUAUAUAUACAAAAUGAAUAGAUAGAAAAAUGACUUGUAAUCAUAUAAUCCUAUCCGGGCCUGUUUUUAAUUUUAUUAAUUGCCGGUUUUUUCUUCAUCUCAUCCCAUCCCUGCUGGAUCUAUCGAUAUGUGUCGGUCAUCAAGCCGGCACGGCAGAAUUGUUCUCAUUUGAUUUGAUUUGGAAAAGUAAAAAUAACUCUUACAAGUGCCGCCGCCUAUGGAGCCGAAUUCGGAAACACGUGAUGCUUCAGCAGCCACAGAUCCCGAGCUGGAUGUAUCCAGCGAACACUUUAACCCACUGCGAGCGCUCUACGAGCCCAAUUAUAAAAUAACAGAAGUACCUCCAAAAGUUCUGUACCAAAACAUAGCCGCCUUCGAGAGUGCUCUUAAAAAGUUUGGCGUAUGGCAGCUCAACAAACGGCAGAAAUCUGGAACGUCGGCGGCACCAGGCCAAGCAGCAGACACAAAGGCUUCGUUGCCUUCCACUUCCAAGUCUGUGACUGUUCUGGAAGAAGUUCCCCAGCGCCGUUUUGAGCCCCAUCAAAUGCCAACGGUCAGCACUGUAAACAAGAAACAUAGACGUAAUAUUUUUACAUACAUGGAGACGACGGUAGGCCCACUGGAACUGUUGAAGAAAUGCAUAGUCGCACCUGCUUCAGAGAACAUUCCAAAGAUCCGCGUGCGGGUUGUACUCCGCAAGGAGCGAGCGAUAGGCGGCUGUGUCGAGGGCGAAUUGGUGGCCUACGACAAACAGUGGAAUCUCCUCCUGAGGAAUGCUACAGAGACAUGGAAGCGUCGCAAAUACAAUUAUGGAGACCAGAAACUCUGCGGACAGCCAAUUGACUGCAGUGCUCGUCUCAGGGAUUUGGGCAUAGAUCUUCCCGCAGUAGAGGCAAAGAGCUUGAAUCGAAAGAAUGUGCAGAUAAAACGUGCCCUGCCACAGGUUUUGAUACGGGGGGAGAAUGUGGUACUAUUAAGUUUAAUUGUUUAAGAUGAAGAUAAUACAAAUUAUCAGUAGCU